Dermochelys coriacea (leatherback sea turtle) is the source of this 8898-nucleotide messenger RNA. It is a transcript of the gene RREB1, whose product is annotated as ras responsive element binding protein 1. Bases 625 to 5883 code for a protein of 1752 amino acids. Gene Ontology annotation, cellular component: nucleus. The record is from RefSeq and is a predicted model, not a curated record. The transcript has 13 exons. Lineage: Eukaryota; Metazoa; Chordata; Testudines; Dermochelyidae. Gene Ontology annotation, biological process: regulation of transcription by RNA polymerase II. Gene Ontology annotation, molecular function: RNA polymerase II cis-regulatory region sequence-specific DNA binding; DNA-binding transcription activator activity, RNA polymerase II-specific.
GCAGCAGCGUUUCCUCCUUACCACUGGAUCUCUGUAAUGGAGGGGAGCAGCAGCCAGAUGGUACAUUACUAGCCAGAUCCUUUCUGGUCUGGUAGCUCCUCACCCCACCCCCACCGCGCACCUCUCACUUGCUGGAGAAGUUGCCUGCUCUCUGUGGAUGUGAAUCACCUCCGAUUGGAGGGGACCGCGGCUAUUUAUUUAGGAACUGCCAGCUCGCAAAAGUUUCUAGGCAGGAAGCUGGGCUCCACGCAACUGGGGUGGAGGAGGAGGCGAGAGGAGAGAAAAGAAGAAGGGGGAAAAAAAAAAAAAAAAAAAAGUUUCGCUCACUUCUCUCCUUGGCGGAGCCCCUCCCCGCUCCGAGGGGAGAGCUAGAGAUGCUGCUACUUGCAACAGGCUGCUAUAGUAGCAGCGGCAGCCUGAGUAACACGUCCCCAGGAGACUAGCAGGAGCAACACGUGAUGUGUCUACUUAUCAGGGGAGAAGAGGAGGAAGGGAAGUUACUGUGGAGUUGAUGAACUUUGCACAUCCACAGAAACGCCAUUUUGAUUCCUUUUUCCGGAACAACUUUGCGUCUCUUUCGGCCCCCCCCCCCCCUUCUCUUCGCCAACCCAUCAUCCGUGCAUCAUGUCUCGACGCAAACAGCCCAGCCCCAGCAAAAGCAAGGUACUAGAGGGUGCUAUAGAGGAACUAGACUCUGCUAAGCCUAAUACACUAAGUGGGGAGAGCAGCAAGCAAGAAGAAAACCUCAUUGUUCAACAGUCAAGGGAGGAAAAUGAAGAGAAGCAGCUCAAAAGCUUAACCAAUUACAAGACACCAACUUUACCAAACAGUUUGGAAGGUACAGACUUGUCCUCCAUUGACGCCAUGAUGUCAGCUGUAAUGAGCGUGGGGAAGAUCGCUGAAAAUGGUGGGAACUCUCAGAACAUCAAGUCCCCAUCGAAGUCUCCUGCACCAAAUCGGAUUGGCAGGAGGAACCAGGAAACAAAAGAAGAGAAGUCUUCCUAUACCUGUCCUCUAUGUGAGAAGAUUUGCACUACACAGCACCAGCUAACUAUGCACAUUCGUCAGCAUAACACUGACACUGGAGGGACAGACCAUUCCUGCAGCAUCUGUGGAAAGUCUCUGAGCUCAGCAAGCUCCCUUGAUCGCCACAUGCUGGUGCACUCAGGUGAAAGGCCUUAUAAAUGUUCAGUAUGUGGACAGUCCUUCACCACCAAUGGGAACAUGCACAGACACAUGAAGAUUCACGAGAAGGAUCCAAACAGCACUGCAAGUACUACUCCCCCAUCUCCUCUGAAGCGCAGACGAUUGUCAUGUAAGAGGAAACUUAGUCAUGAGCCUGAGACAGACGGAGAGGAACGAACCCCAGCAAAAAAGGUUGUCGAGGAGGCUCAGUCCAGUGAAGUGGAGAAGAAGACUGAGGAGGAAGUUUAUCGUUGUCCAGUGUGUUUCAAAGAAUUUGUAUGCAAGUAUGGGCUGGAGACCCAUAUGGAGACCCAUCCAGAUACCUCACUGAGGUGUGACACUUGUUGUAUUACCUUUCGCACUCAUCGGGGUUUGCUGCGUCAUAAUGCAGUUAUUCACAAGCAGCUUCCAAGAGACCCAUUGGGAAAGCCUUUCAUUCAGAACAAUCCUUCAAUUCCAGCAGGCUUCCAUGAUUUGGGAUUCACAGACUUCUCCUGUAGGAAAUUCCCCCACAUUUCUCAGGUCUGGUGUGAAACGAAUCUACGAAGAUGCAUCAGUGAAUUUCAUCGGUUUAUUUGCGAGACAUGUAACAAGGCAUUCCCCAUGCAUUCGGCACUCAAACUGCACACAGAAACCCAUAUGGUUGAUCAGGGAAAAGAAAAGCACAAACCGCAGAUGAAGACCCCAGCUGGUGAGAAUCCAGACCAGAAAGUCUACAUGGCGUCCUUGGGCCUACAGCACACCAAAGACAUCAAGCCUGUCAAACAGGAGGAGGUUAUGCAAGAUGAGGUCCAAGAAAUGCAGCUUAGAACACUGAAGAGUAACCUACCUCAGGAACCUGGCAGCACUAGCCUGCUGAGUAUGUCUGCCCUGGAAGCUGCUUCCAUGGGAGGUUCUUUUUCGGUCCUUCCACCUACAAAAGAGAACAUGAAGCUCCUGUCGUUGCAGCCUUUCCAGAAGGGCUUUAUCAUUCAGCCCGACAGCAGUAUUGUGGUCAAACCCAUCUCCAACGAGUCUGCCAUCGAACUGGCCGACAUUCAGCAGAUCUUGAAGAUGGCUUCUUCAGCUCCUCCUCAGAUAAGUCUUCCGCCACUUUCUAAGGCACCUGCUGUCCCCGUGCAGUCUAUUUUCAAGCAUAUGCCUCCACUAAAGCCAAAGCCCUUGGUGGCUCCUCGAACAGUUGUAGCAACCUCUACGCCACCUCCACUGAUCAGUGCACAGCAAGCCUCGCCUGGGUGCAUCAGUCCAAGCCUUCCCCCGCCAUCGCUGAGGCUGAUCAAAAACUCCGUGGAGUCCGCUUCCAGGGCUCACCUUACGCAGUCCAAAUCAGGAAACAAAUCCAGUUCUUCUUCACAGUUAUUCGCUCAGCCCAAGACAGAGCCACUGAGUCAGCACGAAAUGAAAACACAGCUGGAACAAGAUAGUAUCAUCGAAGCCCUGUUGCCUUUGAGUAUGGAAGCCAAGAUCAAGCAAGAGGUCACAGAAGGGGACCUCAAGGCCAUCAUUGCGGGGGCCGCAAAUAAGAAAGCGCCAGCAAUGAGGAAAGUCUUGUACCCGUGUCGCUUCUGCGACCAGGUGUUUGCCUUCUCUGGUGUCUUGAGGGCUCACAUUCGCUCUCACUUGGGCAUCUCCCCUUACCAGUGCAACAUCUGCGAAUACAUUGCAGCUGACAAGGCAGCACUGAUUCGACACCUGCGGACACACAGUGGAGAGAGGCCGUACAUCUGUAAAAUUUGCCACUACCCUUUCACAGUGAAAGCCAACUGUGAGAGGCACCUGCGCAAAAAGCACCUCAAAGUGACCAGGAAGGACAUAGAAAAGAACAUUGAGUAUGUCACCAGCAAUGCAGCAGAGAUGGUGGAUGCUUUCUGCUCCCCUGACACAGUGUGCAAAUUCUGCGGUGAGGAUCUCAAGCAUUAUCGCGCCCUGCGCAUACACAUGAGGACUCACAGCGGCUGCCAGAAGAAGAAGCCAUUUGAGUGCAAAGAGUGCGGCACUGCCUUCUCAGCCAAGCGAAACUGCAUUCACCAUAUCCUCAAGCAACACUUACACGUGCAAGAGCGGGAGAUAGAGAACUACAUCCUGGUAGUGGACUGCAGUCCUCAGGAGAACCAGCAAGACCCUCCACUACUGGAGGACAGCACUUACAUGGACCACAAGUCCAUCACGUCUUUCCUGGAAUCGCAGAAUGGCUUUUUGCGGGGGGCACCUUCUCAUGUUCCAAUCAAACUUGAACCUGCAAAUAAUUUCCCGAUGGACUUUGACGAGCCUUUAGACUUCUCGCAAAAGAACAAAAACUUAAGCACAGUGCAAGUGAAGCAGGAGAACCUGUUUGGCACCUCUUCCUUGUCUCAUUAUGACUGUUCCAUGGAGCCCAUAGACCUGUCGAUUCCCAAAGCCCUCAAGCAGGAUAAAGAUGAAGUCCAGAGUGAAGCCAAGAAACAAGACCAAGUUUCUGGGAAUAGCGACAAGCUCUAUAACUGUCAGCAGUGCCCUCUGGCCUUCAGUGCCAAUGGGAACGUGGAGAAAAAUGGAGCCCUCAAACAUUCCCAGCCAGCGAAGGGUCCCUUGCAUUUGACUGUCCCAAUCAUUUCUCCAGCUCUUCUCGGCAACCCUGGCUUGCUGCGACCCUUGAGGCCUAAGCCACCACCUCUUUUGCCAAAGCCUCCGGUAACUAAAGAGCUGCCACCUCUGGCUUCCAUUGCCCAGAUCAUUUCAUCUGUGUCUUCUGCUCCUGCUUUGCUGAAAACAGAGGUAACAGACUCCAGUCCCAAGGCAGCCAGCAGCUCCGCUGGUUCUGAUAAAUCAGGGAACUCCAAACCAAAAGCGACAAUCACGAUGGCUAUCCAGAAAGAUUCCAGCCUUCCCAGUGAUCUUACUCAGAAGGCAUACAAUCCAAAUGUUCCAGAGAAGUCUCCUGUUGCUGAUGCUGGAUUGGCUAAGAAAAGAGGUAGGAAGAAAGGAACAAAAAACAAGCCUAAAGCGAGCAGCGGUGUGGACCUGGAGUCAAGCGGGGAGUUUGCUAGCAUAGAGAAGAUGCUAGCUACCACAGACACUAAUAAAUUUAGUCCAUUUCUGCAGUCCACUAAUGAUUUCAAAGAGGAAGCUGACAGAAACGGAACAAGUGAAGAUGAGAGAGAAACUGCCGAUGAUAAGCUGCUGAGAGGAAAGAGGAAUGCUUACUCAAACUGCCUGCAAAAAAUCACCUGUCCUUAUUGUCCCCGAGUCUUUCCUUGGGCGAGUUCCCUGCAGCGCCACAUGCUCACUCACACAGGUCAGAAGCCCUUCCCCUGUCAAAAAUGUGAUGUCUUCUUUUCUACCAAAUCUAACUGUGAACGCCACCUCUUGCGCAAACAUGGAGUUGCCAACUGCUCUCUGAGAAGAAACGGGCUUAUCCCCCAGUCUAAAGAAAGUGAUGCUGGAUCUCAUGAUAGCACAGACAGUCAGUCAGAUCUGGAGACUCUAGGUGGGGUUCUGGAUCUGACCUCCUGUGAGAGAGAGCAGCCAGAGGAAGAAACGGAGCUACCAGAAAACAAAUGCAGUCCCAAACAGGAGCAAAAGGCUGACUCGCCCCAAGGAGAAGAGGAUGCACAAGAUAAAGCAGAUGAGUAUGAAGACGGACCAGAGGAAGACUCUGUAAGUAACAAAAGCCUUGACCUCAAUUUUGCCAGCAAGCUGAUGGACUUUAAACUGUCAGAGAGUGACCAGAGUGCAGGUAACUGUUCUCAGACUGAAAAGAAACACGCCUGUGAUGUUUGUGGGAAAACCUUCAAAUUUGCUGGCACUCUUGGACGGCACAAAAAGGCCCAUGCUCGCGAGGACAGAAAGGACGAAAAGAGCAGUGAGGAUGAAAGCAAGUGUGUUCAGGAUGAAGCUGGAGCUCCCCCAAAGCAAGACUCCACUCUUGAUCAGGAAGAGCCCCCAAUGGACUUACAGGUGCUAGAAUCUUCUGUGGACUGUGAAGCAACAGGAAAGGAGAAUGAAGAGAGCGAAAGCAUCUCUGAGGGAGAGAGCACAGAGAGAAAGUCCUGUGAGAAGAGUGAUGAUGACAAAAAACCAAAGACUAAUGGGGCAAAGAGUACCACAAAGGCAGACAAGAGGAAGAAAGUCUGUACUGUGUGCAACAAGCGGUUUUGGUCUCUACAGGACUUGACACGACACAUGAGAUCCCAUACAGGAGAGAGACCGUACAAAUGUCAGACCUGUGAACGGACCUUCACUCUGAAACACAGCCUGGUUCGUCAUCAGCGCAUACACCAGAAGGUCAAGAAUGCUAGGAACCAUGAGAAGGAGAGUGACAAAGAGGAGACCCAGUCUAGGUGUGAAGAAGACAGUGAAAAUGAGUCUAUCCACAGUGGUACUAACCCCAUCUCAGAAAACGAGUGUGACUCAGUUGCAGGCCUUGGUAACCAUUCAUCUGUCUGUAGAAACCGAAAAGAAAGUCUGGCCAAUGGAGCGAAGGAUUCCCUUUGCAGAGAGGAAAAAACCCCUGGACGAACAGCCAGUACUUGCUUUGCAGAAUCCAACAAGAAUGCACAGAAACAGAUCACAAAAGAUCAGGAAUCUCGGGGUAACUGUGAUCACGAGAGUCCAUCAGGUUUCAUUCAGGACUUGCUGGAGAUGCACAACAAAAAAUCUCCCAUGAAUCACAUUCUUGCCUCUGCAGAUAGUGCACCUCAGCUUUUGGGAGUUGAGUGAAUUUUUUACUAUGAAAUUGGACCCAUCCCAGCACACAAACUAAAACCAGCAGAGCAAGGUUUUUGGAAUAUAUUUUGUAAGAGUGACCUUCAGCUGUGGGAUAGUAUGGCAGACUGGAUUCAGUGCCAUAUGCCUUUCAGUAUAAUAAUGCAAGAGACUACAAUACAUACUGAUUUGAGUGCCUUACUACUUUAUUAGAUCUUUUGGUAUCAUAGGUUUUUUCAAAAAAAAAAAUGAUUUUUUUUUUUGUAAUAUUUUAAUGAAUUAUUUGGAGAGGACCUUUUUCAUUUAAGCAUUAAUGUUACCUUUUGUAUUGGUGUGUGUGUGAGCUUGUUCUUGUAUAUCUGUUAUAGUCGCUGUGUUUGUUCUCUGAGCUGGAAAUGGGGGCAGUGGGGUGGGGAAGCCCUUGGAUACCACAGCCAAUAACUGGAAGAAAAUUACAUGAAUUUCAGAUGAGAUAGCCAGAGGAAAUAUGUACGAGAUGCUGAUUUUUCUCAGUAUAGACGUUCUUGCAUUUGCCAUACGAUGGAGCAUUAAUCCAGUUCCAGGUAUUAACGACAUGGUGGUUGAAGGUGUUCAAAGUUGGUUAAAGCCAAAACCAGGAAAGACAAAUAGCUUUCAACCUCAUAACUUGUUUCCACUUUUCAGCAUUAGAAAUGGUAAUCUAGUUACCAUUUAAAGACAUUCUUUCUGGCCACUGUGGACUGAGUACACAGAGAAGAGUUACAUAGCAACUUAACCUAUGGAAAUUAUGCACCCGCUGUUAUAUAUGUUUGAUUUGCUUCAAUAUAUUAUUAUUAUUAUUAUUAUUAUUUUAUUAUUAUUAUUUUAUAAAUUCAUCAGUUUGCUAGUCUCUGCAGUCAGCAGAAACGAAUGGGCAAUAUUUGCCCACUGAGAUCUACAGUGCAGCUUGGAUCCCCUGUUUAAGCUUUCACCAACUCCCCUCUCAUGUUGCAGCUCUUCUACUGUACUUAAAUGGAACCCUUCCUCUGACUGGAGAAUCAAAUGGAGGCCAAGAAAGUAAUCACCACAAAUGUACAGGGGAACAUCUCACUAGUGAUAGCAUGCCUGCAUAGGUAUGUGUGGGGAGGGCCAUGAAAGGACUCCCCUUCCCACCUUGAGUGCAUGAGGAAGGCACUGCAAAUUGCUUCGUUCCGAUCACAUGACAUUUGUUACUAAUGAGCAAAGUUAUUUAGUCUUCCAGUUGAAAGAAAGCAAGAAAGAAAUGCGAGCCUUAUCAUGAUCUUGCUACCGUCUUUUUCUAAAGCAAGAAAAUACUACUGGUAAUAAAACUACAAAUAUAAAACAUGUUAAAAAUAAAUAAAAUAAAUUUAAAAAAAAUCUUUCUUCCUGAGGUUUUGGGGUUGAUGCUUGAAGACUAGUGUGUGUUUCUAAAUUUCAUAUUGAUAGUUUAACCGCUUUAAUGCUGGGGGUUGGGAUUUCUUCACAGGCUUCCUGUUGCCUACAACAGGAGAUAUUCCCAACCACCAGCAUUUAUUGGGUUAAGCAAAAUGUAUCCUACUGUAGCUGUGCAUUUUUUGGUAUGUUCAGCAUUCUGUUGUUCUUGUUGUCCUUCAGUCAUGAUCUCUGGGACAGACAGAGCCAUAGUAUUGCUGGACUCUCACUGUGCCGUUCCACCACUUCAGCUCCCUCACCCAUACUGUGAUCCUCCCUUCCCUUCCCAGGCAAAAUCACAUGUCCUACGUUCAUUAGACUUGGAAGAAGAGGACCUUAAAUCUCUCUCUCUCUCUCUCUCUCAACAAAUUUUCUGGAGACUGAAAUCCAACUCCCCAGAAUUCAAAGGAAGAAAAAUGUUCUCAAGUGAUAAUCUCGCAUAUAAAAUAAGAAAAGAAAAAAAAAUGGUUGAGGUAUAUGUGAUUUUUUUUUUUUAAUUAGGGAUGUAUGAACCAGAUUUGAAAUAAGUUACUCGAAACUAAUAAAAAAUCAGAACCAAUGAUUCCUUUAAAACUUUACCAGGUGUGUUCUACUUAGUUUAAACCAGUUCACACAUCCCUUAAUUUUUUAUUACUAUUAUAAUUAUAAUAAUUAUAUUAUUUGGGGUAUUUUUGGUUUUUUGUUUGUUGUUUAUUUUUAAUUUUGGGGGUUUUUUUGCAGCUCUCCACACUAAACUGCGCAAUAUUAUGGGGGAGAAGCCAUUACUAAACUAUAUGCUGCAGAACAAUGUAGCAAGUAAUCAAUUCCCAGCAGCCUGCCGGGACAUCUGCUAGCAAUAAUCACUAUUGAUUUAAAGCUUUAUUUAGCCUUUAUCUAUAUCCUAGUAGAUUAUAAGGUCUUGCCACAUUUUAUUGACAUUUUUAUUAGUUGAGUUUGACUGAGAAAACUUUUGUUGUUGUUUUUUCCCCCAAUAUUAAACUGUGAAGUUUAUAACAUGUUUAAACUAUGGGUGAAUCUUAGGCUUAGUUUGCAUGUUCAGCUAAUUUGUCUUUUUUUUUUUUUUUUUUUUUUUUUUGAAUCCUUUUAUUUUUCCUUUCUCAGGGCUUUUACAAAAAAAAAUGGAUCUUCUGAAAUUCUUUUGUCAGAGUUGCAAUGGACUUAACGAUGAAAUAAUUCAAUCACUACAUUAAGCACUUGACUGUGAAAGCGCAAAAAGAAAAAGAGAACUUAUGUUUGUGACUAUUCUCAAAUGGCUUUUCGGAGCUAUGUGACGGUCUGAUUCCAUUUUCAGAAUGAUUCAUAAUCUUCUCUCCCCUUCUGUGUGAGUGUCUCUCUCUCCCUCUCUCUAUUCAAGAAGGAAAUUUAAUCUUAGUGAUUUCAGCCCAUGCAGGAAACAAUAAUAAAUGUGUAGAAUUCAUAUUUUUUCUAAAGGGAACUUAAACUGCUGCUACAAGUUGUGUACAAGACUGGUUUAUGCCACAUGAACAGAGAAUCACACGUUUGUUUUGGUACUUUUAUUCCUCUCUUUAUUCAGUUGUACAGUACUUCCAAAUUCAAAUUGAAAGUAAACCUGUUCUGUAUCAAACCAUCUAAGCAAUAAAAUGUUAUAUUUAAAAAUUA